Molecule: messenger RNA, 3089 nt
Organism: Trichomycterus rosablanca
Lineage: Eukaryota; Metazoa; Chordata; Actinopteri; Siluriformes; Trichomycteridae
Gene: rabgef1
Product: RAB guanine nucleotide exchange factor (GEF) 1
Exons: 10
Coding region: 95-1684 (529 amino acids)
Biological process (GO): vesicle-mediated transport
Cellular component (GO): cytosol; endocytic vesicle
Molecular function (GO): DNA binding; small GTPase binding; zinc ion binding
Source: RefSeq, a predicted model, not a curated record
UCGCCUUCAUAGAACGUCAGUGUGUUGUUUUGCAGGAGGGGAGACGAGUAGCUGGAACUGAUCAGUGUGUGUCGGGGGUUCCUGUGCAGACGGGAUGAGCCAGCGGGCGGAGCGGAGGGGGAUCCAUGUGGACCAGUCCGAACUGCUGUGUAAGAAAGGAUGUGGUUACUAUGGAAACGCAGCCUGGCAGGGUCUGUGCUCCAAGUGCUGGAGGGAGGAGUACCAGCGGGCACGCCAGAAACAGAUCCAGGAGGACUGGGAACUGGCUGAAAAGUUACAGAGGGAGGAGGACGCCGCCUACGCCAGCAGUCAUGGCCCUCAGUCUCAGCCCUCGCUCGCCCCGUUCUCCAAGUUCGAGGAGAAGAAGACCAACGAGAAAACUCGCAAAGUCACCACAGUGAAGAAAUUCUUCAGUCCGUCCUCACGCACCGCAACCAAGAAAGAGAGAGACAGAGAUCAGGAUAAAGACAGAGAGAGGGACAGAGAGAGGGAGAGAGGAGCAAAGGUACAGGGCAGGAGGGAGAGCCAUGGAGAGGCGCUGCUGAGGGAUCUGAGAGGCAUUUUCACCCAGCCGUGGGAGAUCGGAUCUCCUGCUGAAGAGAGUCACGAGGUGAAGUCUCACAGUCCCUCGUUAGCCCGUCAGUCCAGCGUGGAGACCGAUCAGGUGUCCAGAGAGUUUGUGGACUUCCUGAAGACCCUGAAACCGGGACGAGAGAUCCAAAAGCAGAGCCGAGCCUUCGUCGAGACCAUGUUCAAUAAAAAGGACCUCGGUGCUGACGAGCUCUCGGAGUGUGUACAGGACUUCUACCAGAACAUGUCCGAUCGACUCCACUCUCAUUUUAAAGGUUCCUCUGAGAAGGUGGAGCGUGUGAUGGAUCAGGUGGAGAAGUACAUCAUGACCCGCCUCUAUAAGAGCGUCUUCUGUCCCGAAACCACCGACGACGAGAAGAAAGAUCUGGCAACCCAGCACAGAAUCCGGGCGCUACACUGGGUGACCAUCCAGAUGUUGUGUGUUCCUGUGGAUGAAGAAAUUCCAGAAGCGGCUGAUAGUGUAGUGAAGGCCAUCACAGACAUCAUCGAGAUGGACUCGAAGCGGGUACCCAGGAACAAGCUGGCGUGCAUCACCAGCUGCAGUAAGCACAUCUUCAACGCCAUCAGGGUGACGAAGAAGGAGCCGGCGUCGGCCGACGACUUCCUGCCCACCCUCAUUUACAUCGUGCUGAAGGCGAACCCGCCCCGCCUUCAGUCCAACAUCCAGUACAUCACCCGCUUCUGUAACCCCAGCCGCCUGAUGAGCGGCGAGGACGGCUACUACUUCACCAAUCUGUGUUGCGCCGUGGCGUUCAUCGAGAAGCUGGACGCGCACUCGCUCAACCUCAGCGUGGAGGACUUCGAGCGCCACAUGUCCGGCGGCGAGGCAUCCCCGAGGCGCGCCGAGCCCUCCCCCUGGCACCUGGAGCUGCUCUCGUCCCUGCAGAAGCGCCAGCAGCAGGUCCUGGACGAGGCGCAGGGUCUGCAGGACGAGCUGGAGCGCUGGCAGGACGCCGUGGCCCGGGAGGUGCGGGACAUCGUGGAGAAAUACCCGCUGGAGAUCAGGAGGCACCCGGCGCACGCCAUCGACGCCGAGAACGAGGAGAACGACCGGCUUCCGCCGCCGCUUCAGCCGCAAGUGUUCGCUGGGUAACACACACCGGCGGGGGGGAGAGGAGGACGGGACUGUACACUACUGGAUCACUCUGACCCAAAUCCUGAGCCGGGCGUUUGGAGCAUUUUAAUCAGACUGAAUCCUGCUUUUAUUGUUUAGAUAUUUAAACAGAAUUCGAUCAAACAGCAGCUGAUCUGUGCUGCAGCUUUAAUUCCUUUAGAUCUAAUUUGUGUGUUUACGGACUGAUUAAACACAAAAUAUAUUAAUAUUACCUGAUUUUUAUAUUUAAAGGUGUGAAAUAAUAACAGGAAAUACUGAUCAGGUUCUAAUGCAGGGUUGUUGUGAUUAUGGUACUUUUAUAACAGUGUAAUAGUAUUUAAUUAAUAGCAUUAAUGUGCUGAACUGUGAGAAUUAGGCAUGUACUGAUUAGUUACAGUAUACGAGUGUAGAUCUGGGAUCUGAGGAUGCGUAGGACAGUUGUAGGGUUUGUGUUUUAUUAUUACAAUGAUAAUUAAGUGACGUUGAUACCAUAGAAGCAUUAAAGUUUAGUUAUAGAGGAGUUUAGAGCAAGUCUGACUGUUUAGGAAUGACUUAAUAAAAUGCAGCCCAAUGUUAAGAGCUACUGCUAACAUCAUGGUGAAUUAAAAUAUUGUAAUAAUAUUGUGGUGCAAUAUAAAAUACCAGAUAUUUAUUGUGAUAUAAAAGUGCACAAGUCGCAUAAUGAACCCUAAACAACACAACUACAGCCACAGUCGGUGGGGUACACGAGUUGCAACAAUAAGACUCAAACUCAAAGCUGUAAUAACAAUAUAUAUUGAUGGACAUGCCCCCCCUCCAAUAUUUAGAUGUGCUCAAUAUUGAGGAACAUGCUGUACAGACUUACAGUACUAUGACAGUAGACUGUCUAAGCAAUUGAGGGUUAAGGGCCUUGCUCAAGGGCCCAACAGUGGCAACCUGGCAGUGGUGGGGAUGGAACCAGCUACCUUUUGGUUACUAGCCCAGUACCUUUACCACUAGAGGUGCUGGGACAAUCUGCCGUGUGGUGGGCGAGCGUAUUAGGCUGCCGACACCCCAGCGCACCCUGUACAUAUUUAUAAUUGCUGACAGAACGUCAUUUCAUCACAUGGCCAUGCGCUGAUAAUCCAGCAAUGCAUCGUUUUUUUAAUUACAAAUAAGUGGCGUCCGUGUCCAGCAGUUCCCGAGUGGAGUUUAAAUAAAGGAACCGCUGAUCCAUGUGCGUGUUUUAGAUUAUUAGAUUCUGUGUGAGUAGCUUUCACACCAUCAGGUCCACAAACACCAGAACUGACAUCAUGUAGAAAGGAUUUGAGCUAAAUCUCUGUGAUCUAAUGUGAUGUUUUACUGCUUUAUUUAUAAAAUGAUCGACUCCUGUGGAAUUGUGUUGCCGUCUGUGAUUACCAACAAAUAAAAGCUGCACAGAUGAAAA